Messenger RNA from Toxorhynchites rutilus septentrionalis, 1743 nucleotides. RefSeq names its product ETS homologous factor (gene edl). Lineage: Eukaryota; Metazoa; Arthropoda; Insecta; Diptera; Culicidae. Gene Ontology annotation, molecular function: sequence-specific DNA binding. The transcript is spliced from 2 exons. The record is from RefSeq and is a predicted model, not a curated record. The coding region runs from base 991 to 1377 and encodes 128 amino acids.
ACAGUCGUUGAAUGAGGAUUCGCUCUGUAUUUCUACUGAGUAGCGUAGUUGCAGUGAGCGUAUUCAGUGUUUACGCAGCUUCCCGAAGGACAGCUGCAAGAAAAAAAAGAGUGGACCAACAGAUGCGGUGUGUGCGCGGUGAGGAAUACGAAAUCCGUCUCAUUGGCAGCAUCAGCAGUAUAGCGGCGGGUGCUGGAGCAAAUUGAUCGAAUUGCGGUGGGAUCUCGUGUUAAAAUUGUUCACCGUGUGUCGGUCGUGUUUUUGUUUUUUUUCUUGGUUCGAUUUGUGAUAUAUGGAGAAGUUUUCGGAACAUACAAUAUUUAAGUGCUUCGGUUCGUAGCUGUGUGGAAGAGCAACAUUAUUGAAGUUUGGAAGUGAAGCAACGGCAGAUGUUGAUUGAUCUGAAACAGUUAUACUGAGCUGAUUGUUUCUGGUUCGUUCAACGGUUCCUAAUUAGUAAAUGAUGAGUGAAUCAGUCCGACAUUGAAGGUUGAAUUUGGUAGUUGAAUGACCAUAUUAAACAUUGAAAAUAAAUUCUUGAUAGUGGAACGGAAUACAGACGGUUGGUAGUAGAAAUUGUGUUACUCACAACGGAAGCUUGUUUUAUGAAACUAUUUGCCUUUGAAUUGGAAAUUCACCAAAGGAAGUGAAACGAAGCGAGACGAGGCGAGUUCCAAAGUCAGACCCCAAGAGAGCACAACACGAACAUCUGCUCAAGGAAAGACAGCCGGGCAACGUGAACAAGCAGUAGAAUUGUUCACAUCGGCGGCGAGGGCAAUACGAUAAACACCGGAAAAGUGAGACGAAACAAGAGCGUCAGCGCACGAGCGUCAUACGGCGGCAUUGACCACUAAACUCCUGCAGUUGUGCGUUUGCGACCUACUCCAACAACGAAAAGGAGCUGGCAGAAGAAGGGCACGUGUAGCAGUCUUGAAGAGAAACGAAAAAAAAACGCUAUCGAAGAUUCCGGUCAAACCAAAAACCACAACAAUGCAAGUGGAAAGUGUAGCUAAAUGGCGUGUUCCACCGUUAGACCUAUCUGCGGUCAGUGUACUCUCCAAUGAAAAUGAUCGCCGAUGGAACAAUAAUCAUCAUCACCAGGCGCCCCUGCCCCCACCACGGAAAAUCCAAUACGGUGCCGACGGACUACCGAUCGAUCCACGUGAUUGGACCCGCGCCAACGUAUGGACCUGGUUAAUCAAUCUAGCCCAAUCGGAAGGCUUGGACAUAAGUCCAGAGCUGGCGCAGAAGUUUCCCAUGAAUGGGAAAGCCCUCUGUCUGAUGAGCCUUGAUAUGUAUCUUAGCCGGGUACCAGUGGGAGGAAAAAUGCUCUAUCGCGACUUCCGAGUGCGGUUGGCGCGAGCUAUGAGUUUAUAGAUUAUGUUUUAUCUUUUAUCGUUUGGAAAACCAGAGAUUUAUCCAAAUAAUGUAUUUAAGUGAAUCAUGUUACACUCAUCAUAAAACUAAAUAACACAUCAUUACCUGUAGUUGAAUAGUUACCAUACUACCUGAGUUCCAAAGUUCCAAGCAUUAAGAUUUAUAUUCUCACUCUGCAAAGGAGGAAUCAAUUCUUCGAAAAUGGCGAACGACACUAUUCAUUGUAAACCCAUUCAGUUCAUCAUAAGAUCAGUAUUUCACAUCAUACUUUCAUUUGUUUAUUGCAGAUAUAGCUUAACUUAUUUCUAAAACAAGAAUAUUUUAUGUAUAUACGUUCCCUGAUAUUAGGAUAUCUAGUCAAUAAAU